CAGCUGUGCUGUGCUGUGUGUGUGUGCGUGCGUGUGUGUGUAUGUGCAUGUGUGUGUGUGAGAGAGAAUUGAAACGCCCGCUAACCAAAGUCAAGCGCUAGAUGGCGCUGCUGUCCGCGCGGGCGGCUUAUGUAGUUAUUGCGCGCGUUGUUGUUGCUAAUAAAACGCGCAAAAGCAAAUUAUAGCUGCGACCAGCAGCAGCAGCAGCAGCAGCAACAAAUAAAUUUAAAUUUAUUACUUAGCAUAACAAAAUCAACAACAGCAACAACAGCAACAGCAACAAUCGCAGCAACAACAACAACAACUGUUUAGUUUCGCGAACGCGUCUCUCUGUUUUCGGUUGUCGUCGUCGUCGUCGUCGUCGCAAUUCGUCAGUCAGUUGGUUGCACCUGUAACGCAACGGUCGCUAUGUAUCGUCGUCGUCGUUUGGCAGCCGCUAGUUUCAUCUUCGAAGUGGGCAAAUCGUUUGCCAGCACGGCAGCAGCAACAAUUGCCGCCAAGCAACAGCAGCAACAGCAGCAGCAACAUAAACGGUUCAACGGCAACUAGUUGCAGCAGAGACUUAAAUAAGCAAAGACCACGAACAAGAAACUUGAACCCCUCGCUCCUUAAAAAAAUACCAAAUAAAUACUAGAACUUUUUUUUUCAUUUGUCAAAUAAUCCAAAAGUAUUGUCAGCAAAACUGGAUUAUUUGCUGAAAACUUUACGCACGCUGAAAUCCAAUUCGAUUAUGGCCGAGAAUCAAAGCGCUGCCAACGAAGAUUCCGGUCAGCAACAGCAGCAACAUCAUCAUCAACACCAGCAACAGCAACAGCAACAGCAGCAACAAGUCAGCACAGCGGCAGCAACAAUUGCUAAUAGCGGUCAGGCCAGCGGCAGCAACUCGGCCGCCUCCUCGCCCGAAAGUUCACAGGAAACGCACACAAUUGUUGCCAACACAACAGCAACAGCUGCCGCAGCAGCAGCAGCCGGCAACAACACAACGGCAACAGCAGCAACACGCCGGCAACAGUCCAGCAACACACAACAGCAACAACAUCAGCAGCAGCAGCAGCAGCAGCAACGCGCCGGCAGCAACAACAUGUUUGAUCGUCAUCUGAAUGCCAAGUUCAAGCCCACGGGCGGUUCAGCUGGCGCUGGCAAUGCGCCCGCUCGCCGCAAUUCCAUACAGACGCCGGCGCGCGGCGUCAGCGUGGUGGGUGGCACCACCAGCAUCAAGAAGCCGCCGCUGACCAAGGUCAAUUCGCUCGGCGGCAGCGGGCAGCAUCAUCAUCAUCAUCAUCAUGUCGCCACUCACCAGCAGCAUCAUCAUCAGCAGAACAGCAGCAGCAACAACAGCAGCAGCAACAAUAUACAGCGCACCACCAGCGAGAGCUUGCGCCUGAAUGCGCUGAAUCGCGGCGCUGCGGCAGCAGCAACUGUUGUUGCCGAUGCCAGCGCCACAGUCUCGCGCGCCAGCAGCAACAGCAGCCUGGCAACGGCCUCGAGCGCCUCGCUUGCGCCCAAAUCGAGCAGCACCAAUCACACUGCCACGCCAGCAACCAACACCAACACCAACAGCAGCAGCAGCAGCGAUGCCGGCAGCGGCAAGGCCAGCUCGCCCAACAACAAUGGGCGCGGCCUGGGCCUGCAGCAGCAGCAGCAAUGGCAGCAACAGCAGCAGCAGCAGCAGCAGCAGCAACAUCAUGGGCAUCAUCAUCAUCAUCAGCAUCAUCAUCAUCAGCACCACACGAGCCAUAGCCAGGGGCAUCCGUCGGCAACGACAGCAACAAUUGCCGCCGCAGCAGGUGCUGCUGCUGCCUCUGCUGGCGGCGGCGGCGGCGGUGGAGGCAACAAUCGCAAACCAAAGACGACUUCCUCAUUUCAAAUCACCUCCGUGACGGUGGGCCAUGCUAAGCUGAAUGCGGCAGGCGAUACGGGCGAUGAGUCCGCCGAUGAUCUGGACGAAUCUCAUACGGAUGACAAUAGUCGGAUUACGGAUCUGGAGAACGAAACGCCGUCCAUGUCGGAGGACACGUUCUCCAAGGAGGAGGUGUUCUUUGCCAACAAUGCGCUGAGCACCACCGCGCCCGUCAUACCCACCAGUUCACAGUACGGUCUCGUUGUGGUGGAUCCCAUCGGCUCGCCCUCUCUCGGCCAGACCAUACAGAACGUGCAGGUGAAUGUCUCCGACAAUAUUAUAAAUGUGGUGAGUGCGGCUGUGACGCCUGGCGGCACCAAGAAAAAGGACGACAUGAAGGAGACGCAGCAUCGCAGCGAACGCUUCAAGGUGGUCAAAAUUGAGUCGACGGAGCCGUUCAAACGCGGACGCUGGAUGUGCAUGGACUAUCUGGAUCACUCCAGUGUCGGUGCUGCCAACAAUAAUGAAAAGACUGGUAACUCCGAGGCGGCAACUGUUGCUGGCGGCGGCGGCAACAAUAUGGGCGAGGGAUGCGAUUCCACGGCGCCGCCAAAGACAACGCAGAGCAUGAUCCUGCCGCCGAGCAUGCUGCACGAGAAUCAUCUGGAGGCCGCUUCGGCCGAUGCCAAUUGGAAUUUUGCCGAUCAGCAGCAAACGCAGCCGUCGCAGCAGCAACAGUUGCAGGCGGGCGUCGCCGCAGCAGCAGCAGCAGCAGCAGCAACUGCAGCUGGCCAACUAACGGCCACGCCCAGCGGCGUUAUGACCGCCCCCGCGACCGUGGUGCACGGCAUGCAACAAUUUGUGAACGCGGCCAACAGCGAUGCACAGCAACAACAGCAGCAGCAGCAGCAGCAGCAGCAACAACUUUAUGACAGCGUCAAUGCCAACGCGGGCACGCCCAAUGCCAAUGCGGAGGGCAUGCCCCAUGGGCAGACGCUGCCCAUGGACUAUGCCACGGCCGCGGCGCAGCAGCUGCAACAGUCGCUGCAGCAGCUGAAGCAGCAGGAGCAGGCAGCCGCCGCUGCGGCAGCAAUGGAUGUUGCCACCAGCGCUGGCUACAGCAACAGCAGCAACAAUAAUAACAACAACAACAACAACAGCACGACAGCAACAGUUGCUGUCAGCGAGCCGCAGCUGAGCAGCAGCAGCUAUGUGGAUCAACCCUUGUCGCCGGCCGCCCAAACGCCACAAUCGGCGCCGACAUUUGCAGCUGUUGCUGCCGGGCAGCAGCCGGCGCCGCCGACGACCAACUUCCAGCUGGAGGCAACAUCGCAAAUCGAUGGCAUUGCGCCGGCAACUGCAGCAUUUCCAGCCGCAGCUGCAGCAGCAGCAGCAACACAGACUUCAAACACUUCCACUAGCACAGCAGCAACAGUUGCUGGCACAGCAGCAGCAACAGCAGUUGUCACAGCAGCAGCAGCAGCAGCAGCUGCUGUUGGUCAGACUCAGGGGCAAACUUUGCCAUUGCUGUCGCACAUGAACAGCUACGAGCCGCCAACUGUUGCCGCCGCCGCAGCAGCAGCAGCAGCAAUGCCCGCGCUGCAGCUGCAAAGCGCGCCAGCAACAAUUGCCGAUGUGCAGCAAUUGGUCGUCGCUGGCGUGCUGGACGAACAGCAGCAGCAGCAACAAGCAGCCGCAGCAGCUGCAACACAGACUCAACAGCAACAAUUACCGCCAACAAAUAUCGCGAGUGUUAGUGCCAAUAACAACAACAACAAUGUGAACUUAACGAAUGCAACUGCAACAGCAAUAACAACAACAACAGCAACAACAGCAGCUACAGCUGCAACAGCAACAGCAGCGGAAGCAACGACAACAUCGCUCGGCUUGAGCGAUGAACAGCAACAAUCGACAUCGGCAGCAGCAGCAGCAGCAGCAGCAGCAACUGUUGCUGCCACAGCAGCAGCAGCAGCAGGAGCAACAACAACCGCAGGAGCAGCAGCAGCAACAUCAUCGACAACAACACAGCAACAAAUACAACAGCUACAGCAGCAACCAAAUGCAGAAUCGGAGACUGAAAGCUUUGCCCACGCCCACGGCCACGCCCCCGCUGGCACGCCCACAGCCACAGCCAACGGCAGUCGCAAGCGCGCCUUUAGCAAUCCGCACAUCCCCUCCGCCCCGCUGCUCGGCCCCGACGGCCGCCGCCUCCAGCCGCAUCUCUACUACUACGACGAGUCCCGUUCCGGUCGCAGCUCCUUCUGCGUCGACGAAUCCCUCUGGCCCGUGGCCGGCCAAAUCGCUGCCAGCGACGGCGAUCUAUAUACGACGCCCGCCGCAGGCGAUCCAGAGGAUCCGGAGGAAGCCAGCGAUCAGUUCUCGCCGACGCUCUACGGGCGACUCGCGCCCAGCCGGGCCAUACCCAUACCCAGCCACAGCAGCAGCAGCGCCGGCAACAGUCCACAGCAUCAGCAUCCGCUGCACCAGCUCCAUCAGCAUCCGCUCCAUCAUCUUCACCAGCAGCAGCGCUCCCUGAGCAGCGGCUCGGCUGCGCCAGCUGCGGCAGCGGCAGCGGCGGCGGCGGCAGCAGCAGCAGCAGCUGCUGUGGGUUACAUGGCAUUUAGUGCCAGCCCCACGGGAUUCGUGCACGCCUACUCGCCGUUCUAUGGCAGCUCGCCGGAUGCGCUCGGCUCGUAUAGCUAUGAUCCGGCAUUUGGGCCGGGCAUUCAUCGGUUGCAGGUGCCGCGCGAGACGGCUGCAAGACGUCCACGCUCGCCGCUGGAUGGCGCCACUGUGAUGGCUGUCAACAGUGCAUCUGGAACAAGUGCAGUUGCGAUUGACAACAAAAUCGAACAGGCAAUGGAUCUGGUCAAAUCGCAUCUCAUGAUAGCGGUGCGCGAGGAGGUGGAAGUACUGAAAGAGCGCAUCUCCGAGCUAAUGGAUAAGAUCUCCAAUCUGGAGCUGGAGAACAACAUACUCAAAUCGAACAUGUCGCCGGAGACGCUGCAACAGUUGCAAAUGCAGCUGCAAAUCGCUGGCAGUCAGCAGCCAGCUGCGGUGGCAGCGCCGCCCGCAACGCCAGCUAUACAAGCGGCGCCGACCGCAACAGCAGCAGCCGUAACAGUGGCAGCGACGCCGGCGUCGGCAGCAGCAACCAGCCCAGCGGCGUCGGCAGCGCCAACAGCAGCAACAGUUAUUGUCGCCAAUGGCGGCGGCGUCGGCGCAGAGAACGGCAGCAGCAGCAGCGGCAGCGGCGUUGACGCAGCAAUUGCUACAGCCUCAAUUGUGGACGCAGCGCAGCCAGCGGCGAACGGAAGCAGCGGCAUAGCGGCAGCGGCCAUCAGCACAAACGGACCAAUGUCCUAAGCUGUUUGUUAGUUUGUUUUAAUCGUAAUUUUAUUAAUGUGGCCCAUUGUCCAGGGGCACUGGAAUGUCGAAAUAAUUGAAAAUGUCAACUCUAAAACUUUGUCGCCGCGACAGAGUAAAGCGUUAGCAGCCCCCCGUUCCCCCUUCCAGUAACAAUGCCCCAGCAACAGCAGCAGCGCAGCAACGUUAACAAAGCAGACAACAGCAACAACAACAAAAGUAUUACAGAAAAGCUCAAGCAGAGCGAGAGCGAGAGCGUGAGCAAAAGAAGAGGAGAGAAAGUGGAAGUGAGUUCUGCUGCUGUUAACGUUGCUGUUGCGCGCUGUUAGCUGCGGCUGUUGCUGUCUGGUAGCACUGCUGCAGCCGCCAUUUUGUUAAUUUUUCGAUUGUGAUAUUUGUUUAACACACAUACCUUCACACAUACACACUCACACACACACUCACACUCAAUCGCACACAGGCAUAGUUAGAUGGAUAGACUGCGCGUUAACAGCCUGGCUGCGGCUGGCCAACAGCUGUUAGCGAACGCUUUAACAGAGUGUUUUUAUUAUUAUUUAACAGUGCGCUGCUGCGCCAAUUAACAUUCAGGUUCAAUAUACACAGUGAGAAAAAAA
Drosophila virilis is the source of this 5820-nucleotide messenger RNA. It is a transcript of the gene bun, whose product is annotated as TSC22 domain family member bunched. NCBI's taxonomy places the organism in Eukaryota, Metazoa, Arthropoda, Insecta, Diptera, Drosophilidae. Gene Ontology annotation, cellular component: nucleus; cytosol. The record is from RefSeq and is a predicted model, not a curated record. Gene Ontology annotation, biological process: negative regulation of apoptotic process; regulation of transcription by RNA polymerase II; positive regulation of cell population proliferation.